CCCUCUAUAAAUAAUACAACCCCGAUCAACAGUCUUCAAUUAGCUCUUAAAUUUACCAUAUUUAUAUUUCCUCUAUACAAAAACAAGAACACCUCAACUUCUUUCAUUUUAUUUUCUUGAUCAGUCCAUCAAAGAAAUCAUCAAAAAAAUCAAGAAAAUAAAAUUUGAGUUACUUACCUGAUAAAAAAAUGCCGAGAAAAGGUAUGAUGAGCCUCUGCUUCAACCCUAAAUCUCCUUCUAUUUCCAUCUCCCCUCGCUCUAACUCACCUUCAAGAUUCUCCGAGGUUUCCGGCAGCACCACACCUCGGCGGAGCUUCACCGACUCGACGACGGAGCAAGUGGUUGAAACAGCGGCCUUAUUGAUCAUGAAAUGGAAUCCCGACAGCUCAACUUACGCCGGAGUCACUUCUUUAUUUUACGAAAAUAAAAAAGAAGCCAUGACGUUCUUGAAAUGUGUCCAUGACCUACAAAAAACCAUGCAUUUGUUAGUCACGCAAGAUUCCAGCGACGGACGUCUGAUUCGAGCUCAGAAUCUCAUGCAGAUCGCUAUGAAGCGGUUACAGAAAGAAUUUUAUCAGAUUCUUUCGACGAAUCGCGCUUAUUUGGAUCCUGAAUCGGUCUCAACUAGAUCCUCGCGGGCUUCUGCGAGAUCCAGCACGUCAGAUUACGAAGAUGACGGUUCACCUGAGGACGAUGUUCGUACUGUAGGUGAUUCCAUCUCCGAAGUUGAGCAGGUUUCUUCUGACGCCAUGGCGGAUUUACGGUCUAUAGCCGAGUGUAUGAUAUCGUCUGGUUACUCUAAAGAAUGCGUCAGUAUAUAUAAAAUCAUUCGGAAAUCGAUUAUUGACGAGGGGAUUUACCGACUCGGAGUUGAGAAAACGACGUCGUAUCAGGUGAAUAAGAUGGACUGGGAUACACUUGAUUUAAAAAUCAAGAACUGGUUGGAAGCGGUUAAGAUUUCCAUGAGGACGCUCUUCACAGGAGAAAGAAUCCUCUGCGAUCACGUCUUCGCUGCGUCCGACUCCAUCAGAGAAUCGUGUUUUACUGAGAUAUCCAGGGACGGAGCUAUCCUCUUGUUUGGCUUCCCUGAACUUGUAGCCAAACACAAGAAAUCUCCACCGGAGAAAAUGUUCCGUGUGCUCGAUAUGUACACUGCGAUCUCAGAAAACUGGAUGGAAAUCGAAUCGAUCUUCUCGUUUGAUUCAAUCUCAACCGUCCGAUCACAAGCUCUUUCCUCACUCGUGAAACUCAGUGAGUUAACUCUACACCUCCUCUCCGAGUUCGAGUCGAGCAUACAGAAAGACUCAUCAAAAACGCCAGUUCCCGGCGCCGAUCUUCAUCCGUUAACCGUCUACGCCGUUAAUUACUUAACGUUCCUCGCCGAUUACACCAAUGUCCUCUCCGAUAUAAUCUCCGACUGGCCUCCACCGGCGACACCGUCCACCUCCCUCCCGAAAUCAUUCUUCGACAGUCCGGAGUCCGACGAUUCGCCGGCGCCGCCGAUAUCAGAACGUUUCGCUAGGUUAACGCUUGUUCUUCUAUGCAAACUCGACGGAAAAGCAAAAAAUUACAAAGAUACCCCUCUCUCUUAUUUAUUCUUAGCCAACAAUCUACAGUAUCUGGUGAGUAAAGCACAGACUUCUAAUCUCCAGUUUUUACUCGGCGAAGAUUGGCUUGCAAAGCACGAAAAUAAAGUUAAACAGUUUGCCGCCAAUUAUGAACGGUUAGCAUGGGGCCGCGUGUUUGAUUCACUACCGGAGAUUCAUCCAACGGUGUUAAUUUCACCGGAGAAAACAAGAGACGGUUUUAAGAAAUUUAACGCCGCCUUUGAAGAGGCGUACCGGAAACAGAGUAGCUGUAUGGUGUCGGAUCCGAAGCUGCGAGAUGAAAUUUUGGUGUCCAUAUCGGGGAAGAUAAUGCCGGUGUACCGGAAAUUUUAUGAACGGCAACGGAGUGUUAUUGAAGGGAAUAGAAAUGUGAGGUUGUUUGUCAGAUAUACCCCUGAUGAGAUCGGAAAUUACUUGUCUGAUUUAUUCUUUGGUGCGUUUGAGUCAGGGAGUUCUCCGUCAUCUUCAGUUUCGUCUGUUACUACGACGUCGUCUUCGUCUCAUAACCGCCGUUCUCGACUAUCUAAUUGACAAUUUCGAUGCUUGUUGUUUAAGUAAUGUGAUAGUUUUACGUAAGGUUUCAAGAAAUUUUUGAACGUAUAUAAGCGGUUGAUUUUUGUAAAUUUGUAUAAAUGAGAUAUUCUAUUUUCUUGAUGUUA
This is a messenger RNA of Mercurialis annua (annual mercury), 2266 nucleotides long. RefSeq names its product exocyst complex component EXO70H1-like. The coding region runs from base 189 to 2138 and encodes 649 amino acids. NCBI's taxonomy places the organism in Eukaryota, Viridiplantae, Streptophyta, Magnoliopsida, Malpighiales, Euphorbiaceae. Gene Ontology annotation, molecular function: phosphatidylinositol-4,5-bisphosphate binding. Gene Ontology annotation, cellular component: exocyst. Gene Ontology annotation, biological process: exocytosis. The record is from RefSeq and is a predicted model, not a curated record. The transcript has a single exon.